Messenger RNA from Bombus pascuorum, 3849 nucleotides. It is a transcript of the gene Tg, whose product is annotated as annulin. Lineage: Eukaryota; Metazoa; Arthropoda; Insecta; Hymenoptera; Apidae. Bases 215 to 2482 code for a protein of 755 amino acids. The transcript is spliced from 10 exons. The record is from RefSeq and is a predicted model, not a curated record. Gene Ontology annotation, biological process: peptide cross-linking. Gene Ontology annotation, molecular function: protein-glutamine gamma-glutamyltransferase activity.
CUGUCGUCGGUAAUUAUGUUUCGUAAAGAUAAUUCAACGAGAGGUGUCCUGUAGAAUGAUCGAAGCGUAAUCGCGUGUCGUAGUGGAAUGACACUGAAAUGUCAUCAAAAGCAUGGGAAAUACUAUAAACUUUUGAAUUUGGAAGACAGACAAAAGAAGAAGAGAAUAAUUAAAUAAAAUAUAUCGUAUUUAUUGCCGUACAAGAUUGAAAAAAAUGGGCAAGGUUUGUUCUUGUUUUUCACGAUUUAGAGCAAUUUUUAGGCCCGAAACUGUCACGGACAGUCCCCUUAAGCCAUUAUGCACAAAACCGGAAUGUCUUCCACGGCCACCUGCUGCAUCUAGUUCUGGGGAAGAUUUUGGAGUUCCAGUGUUGACGAUCGCAGACGUGGAUCCGUGUAUCGCUGAGAAUGGAUUCAAUCAUAGAACAUCCAGAUACGACUUGAUGGCCAGACAGGACGACAAAUCUAGGCUGGUCGUUAGACGGGGACAAGAAUUUUACUUACACUUGACUUUGUCCAGAGAUUACGAGCCAAGUAUCGAUGGUAUGUCGAUAAUUUUCACGGUUGACGGAGUCGAGAGGCCGCUAUACGGGCACGGAACCCUCGUUGCGACGGCUGUUCUUUAUCCGGGAGAACCGUCCGAGGGUUCCUGGCAUGCCACCAUUGACGCUAUUCAACACAAUUUUAUUCGAUUGAAGAUCGUAGCAGCUCCCGACGCGAUAAUAGGCAAGUGGAGGAUAGACAUCGACACCAAGAACAAGAAUUUAGACGGAGCCGUUAGUUACACGGUGAAACAACCGUUUUAUCUAAUUUUCAAUCCCUGGUGCAGAGAGGACGCGGUGUACAUGGAGGAGGAGGAUCAGCGACAGGAGUACGUGAUGGCGGAGGAUGGUUUGAUAUGGCGUGGAAGCUACAAUCGUCUGAGACCAACGGUUUGGAAAUAUUCGCAGUUCGAGCGAGAUAUAUUAGAUUGCGCGCUGCAUCUGAUGAUUCAAGUUGGGAAAGUUCGAAUACACGGCAGAAACGACCCUGUCGUUAUAUCUCGCAUUCUGUCGGCAGCUGUAAAUUCGCCGGAUGACAACGGCGCGGUAAUGGGUAACUGGUCCGACGAUUUUGGAGGUGGUACACCACCGACCAAAUGGUUGGGUUCGCAAAAGAUCCUGCAACAAUACUAUAAGACGAAGAAACCGGUCAAGUAUGGUCAAUGCUGGGUAUUCUCAGGAGUGUUGGCCACCGUUUGCCGUACACUGGGACUACCUUGUCGCGUGGUAACCAAUUAUGCGAGCGCGCACGAUACUCAGAGCAGCUUGACCGUCGACUAUUUCGUCGAUGCCGAGGGGAAAGUUAUGGAGGAGAUGAACAGCGAUUCGAUAUGGAAUUUCCACGUGUGGAACGAGGUAUGGAUGACUCGAUUGGACUUGUCGCCGGAAUAUUCUGGUUGGCAAGCGAUCGAUGCGACUCCUCAAGAAUUGAGCGAAGACGCGUACCGUUGCGGACCGGCUUCCGUCGCCGCUGUGAAGAAAGGCGAGGUUCUCCGACCUUACGACAAUGCCUUCCUCUUCGCCGAGGUCAACGCGGAUAAAGUGUUUUGGCGUUACAACGGACCGACUCAACCUUUAAAAUUGAUUCGAAAGGACGUGUACGGCAUCGGGCAAUUUAUUAGCACGAAAGCGAUCGGUAGAUGGGCGAGGGAAGAUAUCACUCAUACCUACAAGUAUCCAGAAAAGUCGGAAGAAGAACGGGCUGCCAUGUUGAAGGCGUUGCGUCAAAGUCAGUCGUUGUUCAGUCGUUAUUACCUCAACGAGGAGUUCAACGAUGUCAUGUUCAACUUCGAGCUACGCGACGAUAUCGUGAUCGGACAACCUUUCAGCGUCGUGUUGCUGAUUAAAAAUAGAAGCAAUUACAACGAGUAUGAGGUCUCGGUGAUUUUAAGAGUAGAGACGGUUCUGUACACCGGACGGGUCGGCGACCCAGUGAAGAGAUUAAGUAUCGAUCGACUGGUGAGACCUGGAGUCCUCGAGGAAGUGCGUAUGGAUGUAUCCUGGGAGGAAUACGGGCCUCGACUAUUGAAUCAGUGCGCAUUCAAUAUCUCCUGCCUGGCCACCAUCAAGAACACCAAUUUCGAGUACUUUGCGCAAGACGAUUUUCGCGUGAGGAAACCCGACAUUAAAAUCACGUUGGAGAACGAGCCGGAAGUUGGCAAGACGCUAAACGCGACAGCGAAAUUUCAAAAUCCGCUACCCAUCCCAUUGAAGAAGUGCAGAUUCUUGAUCGAGGGACCCGGAAUGGACGAGCAGCUGAAAUUGAAACUGUCGGACCAGGUAGAGGUGGACGCGUACGCGGAAUGUUCGUUCUCCAUGGUACCGAAAUUCGAAGGUCGCGCCACGAUCGCCGCGAAAUUUUACUCGAAAGAGCUCGAGGACGUUGACGGUUUCGUCAAUUUUAUGGUAAAAUCGAUGAAAGCCGUUACGAACGGCGAGUAACGAGACCCGACGAACUGAAAUCGACGGCGUAAGUAGUCUGUAUUCACGUGUCUUCCAGCGAGCUCCGUCCUUUUAACAAGUGUUCGUAAUGUUUUGUACGAAAUAAAAGUUUGAAAGUCGCCUGCCUCGCAUAUGCCGUAUGCGAAGGUGGCGCGAGUCGAACAUUUUCGUUCAGAUACUAUGCAGGAUCCUUUUCCUUCCGCGGCGUCUACAUCGAGAACGUUUAGAGUAAACGUCAGAAACGAGAAGAAGCGGCAGGACGAAUGGCAUACCGGUUCGGAACAGGCUUCUACGUUAGGCCAAUAAAAAAUUCAAUCGACAGAGAACUACCUGAGCAGCGUGGAUAGCCGGGACUACCGACUACACGCGGCAGGCGAUAUUAACGAGCGGCGAUCGAGAGAGUCGCUGUGUCGUGUGCGUGAUUAUUCGGAAUAACAGACGGAGAUAUAGGAAGAGGAGGAAGGAGAAGAAAAGGAGAAGAAACGGGACAGGGAAGAGAAACGAUCGCGAUGAUGACGAGUGUUCACGAGCGCACGCAUGACACUGACGCGAGUCAUGCAUCACCAUCUAGGAAAUUAACGUUGAAAUAUUAUAGACGAUGAAUGGACCCGAUAGCGAGCCAACUCGCUCGGGACGAAGUCCAGCUUCGACCACUUGCCUGCGAAAGAAACUGGCUGCCAGCCGACUCGACGGUAAAACCAAUCGACCAAGUUCGUUGGACGGUACGUCGAUCGAUCGAAAUGGGAAAGCAGGGUGGGGUUCGAUGACAGACAUUAAUUUACUAUUAUCUAAGGACGCGAAGAGUACGCGUGGAUAUACCGCCGUGCGUGAUUUCCCCCGCCUAUGUACUUUCGACUCGCGAAUCGCAAUCGCGUGGAGACGAGGUAGUAUUUUUAUAACGGGUCCCCGUUUCGAUUAAAAGAGACUAAAGAGGAAGAGGAACGGAACGAUAAGCUGGUAGCAAGUGAAGACGAAUACGAGGAUCGUAGAAGGGGGGAAGAAAAAUGAUAAACGAAAACGUUGGAGUGGAAGAGAGCGAAGAGGGUGGCGGAGGGUCGCGAGGAAGCCGGCGGGAGACGAACGAAGCGAAGAGGGAGGAAGAGAGAAAGGGAGAGGAAGAGAAGAAGAGAGGAAGAACGAUAUGGAAGAUAGUAGUGAGAUAUGUCUAAAUACAUAACCGUGACACGUGAUGGACGUGUUGCGGCCCCUGUCUACAGGGGUCUCGAAGGAGCCUACGGGGCCCGUACCGAUCUCCAUUUGGAUCCACGGGAUUCUGGACUUGGCACCCUGCUACGCGCCAUGCAUCAACACCCAAGAUCCAUCCCAUUAUACCUCAUCAGAAUAACAAACACGCCUUCCAUGCUAAA